AUGGCAGCUGCUGUCAUGCAACCACUUUCAGCCAUGUCUCUUGAUAGAGAGAUCAUGGCUCCCUCUCCCAUCUCCAACAAUCAAUCGAGACACGGUAGAAGUAGACAUGGAGGAAGUAUCUCCAACAAUAAGAAGACUCGUCAGAGAGGCUACAGCAUUAUUGCCGAACGCGACUCUACUGUCACUCGAGCCCUUACCAAGCUUCUCAAACGUUCAGUAGAACAAGACCAGGAACAGGGAGAGGACUCAGAACUUGUUGCAGAUUCUGAAGGCUGGUUUAAUUGUGCAAAAGUCCUCGAUGACCUCAAUUCCCUUGAUCUCAGUCUCUUAGAACUUCGAAAUAUCAUUCAGUCUCCUGCAAAAUCCCUGUUCACCAUAAGAUCGAUUUCCUCAUCCGAAAACGAGUCAGAAUCUCCUUCUAACUACAUCAUUCGUCUCGAGACCUCUUCUACUCCCACAACCACAACCUCGACAAAUAUUUCUUCCAUCUCCCUUCAACUUCUCACCACUUCAACCGUAGAUUUACCUGAUCUCAUCGUCUACGAAACCUCGUACGCAAACUACCCUCUCAUUCUCGCUUCUGGGGGUAUCAAAAAAGCAGGCGGGCAAGCUCAUCUAGCAUUCUCUAGUAUCUUUGUCUCCUCUGAUGGUACCGAAACUCGAACCUCUUCAUCCACUAGUAAAGAUGAUGCAGAUAUAUCUAUUUAUGUCUCUCUCAAAUCAACUCUUGAGUCCCACCCCGAGAUUAAAUGGUACAAAAACGGAAACAGGGGAAUAUUAAGCGAGGGGAAUGAUGAAGGUGUUGUUAGUAAAAAUGUGUGGAAAAAGGUUAUUGCGAGACGAGCAGAUAUUGGGGUCUUGUUUGAGAAUGGAGUGGUGAAGAAGGAGGUUCCGGUUGGACUGAGAGGAAAGGGUAUUAAGGGGAAGAAGGGUGGGAGGGGGAAGGGAAAUGCUUGGAAUAAGGAAAUGAAGGAGAGGAGUGAGGAUGAGACGGAGUCGAGUGAAGAUUAA
Messenger RNA from Botrytis byssoidea, 1011 nucleotides. RefSeq lists its product as uncharacterized. The record is from RefSeq and is a predicted model, not a curated record. Bases 1 to 1011 code for a protein of 336 amino acids. NCBI's taxonomy places the organism in Eukaryota, Fungi, Ascomycota, Leotiomycetes, Helotiales, Sclerotiniaceae. Gene Ontology annotation, biological process: tRNA splicing, via endonucleolytic cleavage and ligation. The transcript is spliced from 2 exons. Gene Ontology annotation, molecular function: tRNA 2'-phosphotransferase activity.